UUAAUACGCAUCGUCGCGGGAAACCCUGGGGCUUCUCAGCCCUACCAAUGUCCGACCCGCUGCCAUUCUUCGACGGCUUAUCCUGAGAUAUACCAUCUCGCGUCCAAAGGGGCGGCGGACAUCUGGUUCGAAGAUGCCGUCCAACGGGAUCGUCGUCACGGACACGGACAUGAACCCUAUCAUCCAGAUGAUCACUUGGCUCUUGAUCGCAUUAACUUCUCUCAUGCUGUGCUUUCGCUUCUUAACCAAGUUCUUCUUGAAAACGAAUCAACGGUUCGGAUGGGAAGAGGCGUUAAUCGCCUCGGCAUUUAUCGUUGGUCUCGGCGAAUCUGUGACGUUCCUCGUUCCAGAGGGGAGAAUAUUUGGGAAAUCGCGAAGUCUCAUGACCGAUGAUGAGUUUAGAGCAGGUCUCAAAGUGCAAUACGCCGGACAAUUACUAUAUAUCCUUGCUUUAGGACUUGCAAAGCUAUCGGUAUGCAUAGGGUUAUCCACCUUGUCUCCGGAAACGGGACACCGUCGCCUCACGUCUGUCUUCGUCGUCACAGUCAUCAUAUGGUUGAUAGUAGCCUUCGUUGGAACGGCUUUCCAGUGUGGAGUUCAGGGUCCUUGGGAGGCAGGAAACGCCAAUUGCAUUGAUAGGAUAGCAUUUUUAGAAUAUGUGGACAUUACGAACAUCCUGACGGACGCUUCGCUAAUCGCCCUUCCGGCAAUCGUCAUAUAUCCGCUUAAACUCUCUGUCAGGACACGAAUCAUAGCUCAUAGCUUUUUCUCCGUGAGAAUAUUUGCGAUUGCAGCGACGGUUUGUCAACUCAUCUACCUCCCCCGCCUCGCCGAAGACGAUUAUACGCUUCGAGGAUUCCCGUACUACCUUAGUAUGCAAUUUGUCCAAUUCGCCAGCAUCUCAGCUGCCUGCGCCGCCUACUUCUGGCCCUUCCUCCGUUCGCUACGAAGCGGAUUCAUAUCAGCCAACAACAGAUCCUUACCUUCCGACUUCGCGCUGGCUAAGUUGCGCGCGACUCCUCCGAGCGGCGCAAAUACAUCUGAUUUAGGGUCAGGAGGUUCGUCUCAAAACCGAGACCGAAGUAACUAUAUUAAAAUCACAACAGACAAUACGGUUACCACAGCUGCGAGGCCUCAUGAGAAGAAGCAACAAGAACAUUACGGAAGCGAAAGGUAUAUGAGGGAUUGGUGAUGGGGAGUAAGGAAGUAAUUAUAUAGUAUUAAAUGCUUAAUUAAUACGGGCCGUUGGUUUCAUGCUAUGGAUUGCUAGGCUCUUGGGACAGUACGAGUGCGCCAGUAAGACAUUGGUCUUAAGUCGAUCUUUCGAUCUGUUCGGGAGGAAGAAACCGGAUGGAAGGGGUCUACGAUCGCCUACGGUCACC
Molecule: messenger RNA, 1382 nt
Organism: Daldinia caldariorum
Lineage: Eukaryota; Fungi; Ascomycota; Sordariomycetes; Xylariales; Hypoxylaceae
Exons: 5
Coding region: 134-1192 (352 amino acids)
Source: RefSeq, a predicted model, not a curated record